Molecule: messenger RNA, 720 nt
Organism: Homalodisca vitripennis (glassy-winged sharpshooter)
Lineage: Eukaryota; Metazoa; Arthropoda; Insecta; Hemiptera; Cicadellidae
Exons: 1
Coding region: 1-720 (239 amino acids)
Source: RefSeq, a predicted model, not a curated record
AUGAAGCGUUUUGUGUUUCUGGUGUGUGCGGUGUCUGCGAUAGCUGAGGACUCGCUGCAGAAGAGUAGAGACAUGGCAGGAAGAGAUUCUAACCGCGAGGAAAUCAAGAGUAUCACCAUCUCGAGAGAAGUCCAAGUGCCGUACCCAGUUCACGUCACAAAAGAAGUUCCGUACCCUGUGAAGAUUCUAGUGAAGAGGCCAGUUGCAGUUCAUGUACCUCUGCAUUACCCGGUGGAGGUGAAGAAGACGGUCGGCUACCCGGUGAAGAAGUAUGUCCCAUUGCGUUAUCCUGUCGUAAAGAAGGUGCACUAUCCUGUCAAAUACCACGUGAUGAGGUCGUAUCCAGUACGUUUAUCGAAACCGUAUCCCGUCUUCGUGAAGAGAAAAUCCCUGUACCCGAUAGUGAAGCACGUUCCGUUCCCGGUGAAGGUUCCAGUAGAACAUCCAGUUCCGGUGCAUGUCCCUGUGGUAAAACACGUACCAUACCCGGUACACAAAGACACAUUUUUCCCCGUGAAGGUGCCAGUGGAAACUCCUAUUCCUUAUUUUGUCGAUGAGCCAUACCCAGUCCUGGUCGAUAAGAAAGUGCCAUUCCCAGUUGUGAGAGAGAUACCCCAUGCAGUGAAGGUACGUGAGCCAGCCCCAGUUUACGAGCACAAAAACUAUCCGAGUGUUCAUGAACACAGUGAUAUGUUUAGAACAGACUUUUCUGGAUGGUGA